CCUCGCUGGAGAUAAGCAUGAAUGUCCAGAAGACGAUUUUUUUUGUUCUUCGAUUCAGUUGAAGACGGGUUCAAUCACAGGAUGGUGGAUAGAUUUAACACCUGAUCAUCUCCAGUGUAAUAUCUUCAACUCAAUCAUCAUGGAAACCAUGCUGCAAUACGUCGAGGUCUCACUCAGCUGGAUCUUUGAGAACUCCCGCGGCCAUGAUGCCAAGGCGUUCUAUACCUCCCCUGUGUUCGCCUCGCACGCCGACCCGACCAUCACCGUCACGUCGCCAGACUGCGGCGAGUCCCCCGCGACAAUGGGACCAGAGUACAUCGCCGGCGGCGGUGGCCGGAUCCCGGCGCUCUUUUGGGGCGUCCCGAGCGAUCUCGAGCCUGAGGUGAGGGAGUGGCUCCUCCUCGUCGAGGAUAUGGACGCCCCCUUGCCGAUGCCCAUCUGCCACGGGAUCUAUGGUGGGAUCGCCCCCGAGAAGAGGCGGGUAAUCCCCGAGGACUUUGAAAUCGAGGACGAGGAGAGGUCUCUUCUGAAAGGGGGCUUUCAUUGGGGCAAGGGGUGGAGACGGGAUGCCGUUUACGUCCCUCCGAGGCCGCUGAUGAACCACGGCGCCCACAGAUAUGUUUUCCAGGUCGUGGCGUUGAGCGAGGCAUUGGAUAAGAAGAUGCUGGAGAACAGAGCCACCAAGGAGCAGUUCGCCGAAGCCAUUAAGGGAAAGGUGCUGGGCUGGGGGAUGUGGACUGGAAGCUGCGAAAGGAAAUGGGUUUGAGAUGAGAUAUAGGGUGAUGGGGGGGCGAUGUUAGGUUCCAUGGUGUUACUCAGAAUGACACACUUCAUCGGUAUGCCGCCAGAUCACUAUGGGAGGUAUACAGCCUU
Molecule: messenger RNA, 873 nt
Organism: Colletotrichum navitas
Lineage: Eukaryota; Fungi; Ascomycota; Sordariomycetes; Glomerellales; Glomerellaceae
Product: phosphatidylethanolamine-binding protein
Exons: 4
Coding region: 140-766 (208 amino acids)
Source: RefSeq, a predicted model, not a curated record